AUGACAAGAGAUUUUUUGAUACUCGAUGGUAUCGAGGCAAUUCGGUCAGUGCCUAAAAAGCAUCGAACUCGAUACCCAGCCCUAGAGGAGCAUGACCUGUCACGAGAGCGCUUCGGGAAACUGAUUGUUGCUUCACGAACGUCUCUGUUGUGUUUCAGGGAUUUCGCGUAUGUGGCCCGUGACAAGAACACGCGUGUGUUGAAAUGCCACGUGUUUCAGUGUGAGAGUCCUGCAGAAACCGUGGCCAGCAGCCUGAAGCUGAUCUGCUCGACGAUCAUGGCCGAGCGCAAGAGUGUGUGUGCCGGCGCAGGAUCCUCGUCUCAGUUCAGUUCAGAUGUUCCUCUGACAGUAGAGUUUCCAACACCAAAGACUGACCAACAACACAGUUUCCAUGUGUUUUACCUGGGAAUGACAUCAGUACUGAGACCGAUAGGCAUGGACAUGAUAAACGCCGCGGUGGAGAGUCUGAUGUCCUCGGCGGGGAAAGAGGACUGGACGCCCGUCCUGCUCACCGUCGCCGACGCCACCGUCACUGUCAGCAAAGAGAAGGAAGAGGAGGAGGAGGUCAUAGUGGAGUGUCGGGUGCGGUUCCUGUCUUUCAUGGGUGUGGGACGCGACGUUCAUACGUUUGCCUUCAUCAUGGACACGGGAAACCAGCACUUCCAGUGUCACGUGUUCUGGUGCGAACCCAACGCGGGGAGCGUGUCGGAGGCCGUGCAGUCGGCCUGUGUGCUGCGGUAUCAGAAGUGUCUGGGGAAGACGGGCUCCUCGGCUCCGGCUCCUAGCGACUCCGUCACUCGCCGCGUGACGUCCAGCGUGAAGCGCGGCGUCCAAUCAAUCAUAGACACUCUGAAAAAGAAGCCCGCCCCCGAGGUUCCCCACCAAUGACGGAGCAGAACAGCUGUGACGGACAGCAGGUGUGUGUGUGUGUUUACUGAUGCAGUCCAGAAGAGAAACACACAACACAACCACAACAAAAGACUAAGUGUAAUGCAAGAUGUCGCUGUGCGUAACGAGAAGCUUCUC
Rhinichthys klamathensis goyatoka is the source of this 1026-nucleotide messenger RNA. RefSeq names its product amyloid beta precursor protein binding family B member 2-like. Gene Ontology annotation, molecular function: transcription factor binding; amyloid-beta binding. Gene Ontology annotation, biological process: regulation of DNA-templated transcription. The record is from RefSeq and is a predicted model, not a curated record. The coding region runs from base 1 to 888 and encodes 295 amino acids. The transcript is spliced from 7 exons. Gene Ontology annotation, cellular component: nucleus; cytoplasm. Lineage: Eukaryota; Metazoa; Chordata; Actinopteri; Cypriniformes; Leuciscidae.